AUGACGGAUGUGCAUGUUUCUAAUGAUGAUGAAACUGUUGAUGUAAUCUCAAAUCCACUGCCAGCUGAAGGUAAAAAGAGAAAAGGAAGAGGGAAGACAACAGGACUUUCAAUCCAAAAGAAACGCAAAGAUAGUGACAAUGGAAAGUUGAAGGUGAUUAUUCCACCAGAUCGAACUGUAGCAGUAGGUCCUGGAGCUAAUGAUUUCAUUAAUGAGCUCUCUGUUAAAGUUGUGCAUAACGCUAGGCAUGCUGUCAAGAAUUGGAAGGAAGUUCCUGAUAUAGCAAAAGAUAGGAUUGUUGCUCAUAUGCUGAGAAAUACAAGCACUGGAAAAGAGCCAAACUUGCAGAAACUUUGGGAAUUGACUCACAUGAAGAAUGGACAUUGGGUUAAUGAUGCAUCUGCUGAGUUACAUGAUAAGGUGAAAGAAUAUAUUGCUGAACAAAUUCAAGAAAUUGAAGAAGAUACUGAUUUGGACCCAGUUGUUAAUGCUGCAUUUGUGAAAGUUGUUGGAGAAACGUCAAGUUAUUGUCGUGGUCAAGGUUUGGGAGUUAAUUCAACAAGUAAGAGAUCCAUGAAUGAAAUUCAAGAGAAACUACAAGCACAACAAAAAGAGGCAAAAGAAGAGCGUCGUAAACGAGAGAGUGUAGAAUGCCAGCUAAAGGAAGUAAAGAUUAAGCUUGAGGAAGAGCGAAAAAAUCGAGAAUCCAUAAUGCGUGACCAAAAACUAUUGAAAGAGAGCAUGGUGGCACUAGCAUCACAUAUACUAAGUAAUGAGGUAUUUCAAUUACUUGCUUUUGGUCCUAAAAUAUUUCGUUCAAACUACAUAACAAUAAAAGUGGUAGCAUCACUUUCCUCUUUUGUGGUAUUCUUUUCAUUCUCUACGGCUUGA
Nicotiana attenuata is the source of this 891-nucleotide messenger RNA. RefSeq lists its product as uncharacterized. Bases 1 to 891 code for a protein of 296 amino acids. The transcript is spliced from 4 exons. NCBI's taxonomy places the organism in Eukaryota, Viridiplantae, Streptophyta, Magnoliopsida, Solanales, Solanaceae. The record is from RefSeq and is a predicted model, not a curated record.